This is a messenger RNA of Capsella rubella, 1104 nucleotides long. Its product is annotated as coiled-coil domain-containing protein 124. Gene Ontology annotation, biological process: transcription by RNA polymerase II. Gene Ontology annotation, molecular function: transcription coactivator activity. Gene Ontology annotation, cellular component: nucleus. The transcript is spliced from 3 exons. Lineage: Eukaryota; Viridiplantae; Streptophyta; Magnoliopsida; Brassicales; Brassicaceae. Bases 154 to 855 code for a protein of 233 amino acids. The record is from RefSeq and is a predicted model, not a curated record.
ACAGAGAUCGACAUGUAGCGAGCAAAUACGGUUAAUUCAAUUCUCUCAUUUCAUACAAAAAUUUGCGGUGAAGAAAAUAGUAACCCUAGCGAUUUCAAUUCAAUUCUCAUUUCAUACUAACAAUCGAGAUCAAUCAAACCUAGCGAAUCGAAGAUGCCGAAGAAGAUGGGUGUGAACAGCAAGGCGGAGGUCGCCAAGUCCCGGAAGAACGCCGCCGAGGCUGAGCAGAAGGAUCGCCAGACUCGGGAGAAAGAGGAACAAUACUGGCGCGAGGCGGAGGGUCCUAAGUCUAAGGCGGCGAAGAAGCGGGAGGAGGAGGCGGAGAAGAAGGCUGAGGCCGCCGCAAAGAAAGCGGAGGCCAAGCGUCUGGCUGAGCAGGAGGAGAAAGAGCUGGAGAAGACUCUGAAAAAGCCGGAUAAGAAGGCAAACCGUGUCAGUGUUCCGGUCCCUAAGGUCACAGAGGCUGAGCUCAUCCGGAGGCGUGAGGAGGAGCAAUUGGCGCUGGCCAAGAAAGCAGAAGACUCUAAGAAGAAACAGACUCGCAUGGCAGGAGAAGAUGAGUACGAGAAGAUGGUACUGGUGACCAAUACCAAUCGCGAUGAUUCUCUCAUCGAGGCCCAUACCGUUGACGAGGCGCUUGCACGGAUUACGGUUUCAGAUAACCUUCCUGUUGAUCGACAUCCGGAAAAAAGGCUCAAGGCUUCGUUUAAGGCCUUUGAAGAAGCUGAACUUCCAAGGCUGAAGGCGGAUAAACCAGGUCUUACUCACACUCAGUACAAGGACUUGAUAUGGAAGAUGUGGAAAAAAUCGCCAGAUAAUCCUCUUAACCAGGCUGCUGCUGCUGCUUCUGAGUGAAAUGCAACUUUGAACGGAACAAGGGAAUGUAUCAUGAAGAGGGAGAUGCAUGACAGAGAAUAUAAUGAAGAUCUUUUGUUUCCCAGAGACAAUGUUGAGUGAGAGAGACUAUGUAUAACAUACUUUGGGCAUGAUUCUGCUCGCCAAUGUUGCUUAUUGUUUUUUGUGCUUUGUGUAUAAACAAACACAUGAUAGUAGAACAGAUCGAUUAAAUAAGGAUAUCCAUGAGCUUUUAUAAUAACAAUCACA